This is a messenger RNA of Durotheca rogersii, 1792 nucleotides long. RefSeq names its product Sucrase/ferredoxin-like-domain-containing protein. The record is from RefSeq and is a predicted model, not a curated record. NCBI's taxonomy places the organism in Eukaryota, Fungi, Ascomycota, Sordariomycetes, Xylariales, Xylariaceae. Bases 264 to 1460 code for a protein of 398 amino acids. The transcript has 2 exons.
GUUGCGCCGAUCGGAAUUCCGACGUUCCGAGGUACUUUUUAGCAAGGCAGCACGCAAGGGGUCGAGAACAAGCGGCACGCCCCUAAGAUAGGGAGGAAGAGACAGAUCGCUCACAUAAAUAAAAAAAAUAGCCACAGCCACGAGCAUAACCCCGAAUGUGAGAAGUCCCGUGCCAGAGCUCCCGGGGCUGACAUGGCCUUUGCGAGCCGCACCAGCUCUCAAACGGGACGCGAUCCUGCCGUAACGUCAUCAUCAUCUCCGCAAUGUCCACCGCCUUCGCGCUGCUGGCCCGCGGGGGGUGGCGGAUCCGCGCCGCCUCCAGCGGGAGAAGCAGACCAGCAAGAAGAGGCUCGACAUUCGCGGCACCGCUGCUGUUCGGCGCCGCGAAGGCCGCAACGGCAGCGCGCGGCCGUCGCCUGCUGAACACAGUGCCGACGUGUCCGGAGCCGACGUGCGACUGCGCCGAGACGCCCGCGAUGCCGUUCGGCUCCGGCAUCGACCGGUCCGCCAACCUCAACGGGCUCAUGCCCGCCUACGCCCAGCAGGUGCUCAUCUGCACCGGCCGCGACGACUGGGCCUCGCGCAUCGAGGAGGACCACAGCGGCGACAACCUCGCCGCCGACCUCAAGGAGCUCAUCGGCCGCGGCGGCAUGUACAGCGACCCAUUCCACAACAUAUCCGUCCUCAACGCCUCCUUCCCGUCAGCCGUGUCGCGGCGCCCCGAGGUCCAGACCACGUCCGCGUACCUGCUGCCGAGCUUCACCUACGUGCCCUUCCUGCCGCGCGUCUCCUUCGACUCCGUCCAGGCCCUCGUCAAGGGCUACCUGCUGCCGGAGCGCCUGCACCCCAUGCACGACGGGCUGUCGCCCAUCCACCGCGACCGCCUGCGCCGCAGCGACGCCUACCGCGCCCUCCUCUACGGCGUCCGCGACGCGCCCGACGUCCUCGUCCUCGUCUGCGGCCACGGCACCCGCGACCGCCGCUGCGGCAUCUACGGCCCGCUCCUGCAGGCCGAGUUCGAGCGCCAGCUGCCGCGCGCCGGCAUCCGCGUGCUCCACGGCCCCGCCGUCGACGAGAGCGUCCCCGCUGCGGCGGUGGUGGUGGCGCCGCAGCAGCUGCCUGGCGGCAGCAGCGACGGCGUCGCGCAGGGGGAGGCGGCGCCGCCGCCCGCGGAUGGCCCCGCCGCGGUCGCGGCUGCCGAGCAGACGACGGCCAGGGUCGGCCAGAUCAGCCACAUCGGCGGGCACAAGUACGCGGGCAACGUGAUCAUCUACCUGCCGCCGCGGCUGCGCGGCAGCGACGGCGGCCCGCACCCGCUGGCCGGCCACGGCAUCUGGUACGGGCGCAUCGACCCGAAGCAUGUUGAGGGUGUCAUCGCCGAGACCAUCGUCAACGGCAACGUCAUCGCCGAGCACUUCCGGGGCGGGAUCAACCAGCAGGGGGAGAUACUUAGACUGUGAGAGAUUUGGAGGCACGACAAGCAUCUACGACGUAGGCAGGAUACUCUUGGAGAGAGGAGGAAGGGGCGCAAUUGGGCGACGAGUCAUCUUAUACUAUAGUAGAACACAAAUCCGCUCCAGUUCAGCUAAUUUAUGAAAAGAGGAGUGAUCUAAGGCAUAAAUGGGUAUGUUUAUUUCUCCAGGUAAGGAGGGCCCGAAAGGUGUACGGAAGCGCGCAAGAGACGGGAAACUCAGAUUCCCGGUUACACAACCGAACAGUUCUUAUUUCCGCGAAUAUGACCACCUCCUCUAUGACCCUUUCCGUGUUCACCCGGUAUAUUUAUAUUUUCCUC